AGGCGGGGCCGGGGGCGCCCGCGCCGCCAUAUUCCCUCCCGCCGGCCGGCCAUCGGCGCGCAGUUACCAUGAGCACCGCCGCCUUUCACAUCUCCAGCCUCCUGGAGAAGAUGACGUCCAGCGACAAGGACUUCAGGUUCAUGGCCACCAGUGACCUGAUGUCAGAGCUGCAGAAGGACUCCAUCCAGCUGGAUGAGGACAGUGAACGCAAGGUGGUAAAGAUGCUGCUUAGGCUCCUGGAGGACAAGAAUGGCGAGGUGCAGAACCUGGCUGUCAAAUGCCUGGGUCCUCUGGUGGGCAAAGUGAAGGAGUACCAGGUAGAGACCAUCGUGGACGCUCUCUGUGCCAACAUGCGGUCAGACAAGGAGCAGCUUCGAGAUAUCGCUGGCAUCGGCCUCAAGACUGUCCUGUCGGAGCUGCCCCCUGCAGCCACAGGCUCUGGCUUGGCCACCAACGUGUGCCGGAAGAUCACUGGCCAACUCACCAGUGCCAUUGCCCAGCAGGAGGACGUGGCCGUGCAGCUGGAAGCCCUGGACAUCCUCUCUGACAUGCUGAGCAGGCUGGGUGCCCCACUGGGUGCCUUUCACGCCAGCCUCCUGCACUGUCUCCUGCCACAAUUGAGCAGUCCCCGCCUGGCUGUGCGCAAGCGAGCCGUCGGGGCACUAGGCCAUCUGGCGGCCGCCUGCAGUACUGACCUCUUCGUCGAGCUCGCCGAUCACCUGCUAGACCGGCUGCCUGGCCCGCGCGCAUCCGCCAGCCCCGCCAGCCCCGCCAGCCCCGCCGCCGUCCGCACCCUAAUCCAGUGUUUGGGCAGCGUCGGCCGCCAAGCAGGCCACCGCCUGGGGGCCCACCUGGACCGCUUGGUGCCUCUGGUGGAGGAGUUCUGCAACCUGGAUGAUGAUGAGCUCCGGGAGUCCUGCCUUCAGGCCUUUGAGGCCUUCCUAAAGAAGUGCCCCAAGGAGAUGGGCCCUCAUGUGCCCCAGGUAACCAGCCUGUGCCUCCAGUACAUGAAGCACGACCCCAACUAUAACUACGACAGUGACGGGGAGGAGGAGCAGAUGGAGACAGAGGAUAGUGAAUUCAGUGAGCAAGAGAGUGAGGACGAGUACAGUGACGACGAUGACAUGAGCUGGAAGGUGCGCCGGGCAGCAGCCAAGUGCAUGGCGGCCUUGAUCAGCUCUCGGCCUGACCUGCUACCUGACUUCCACCGCACCUUGGCGCCAGCACUCAUCUGCCGCUUCAAGGAACGUGAGGAGAAUGUCAAGGCUGAUAUCUUUGGGGCCUACAUUGUGCUGCUGCGGCAAACACGGCCCCCGAAGGGAUGGCUGGAGGCCAUUGAUGAGCCCACUCAGACUGGCAGCAACCUCCACAUGCUGCGAGAACAGGUGCCCCUUGUGAUCAAGGCCCUACAGCGGCAGCUGAAAGAUCGGAGCAUCAGGGCCCGCCAGGGAUGCUUCAGCCUCCUCGCCGAGCUGGCGGGCAUCCUCCCCGGCAGCCUGGCAGAGCACAUGCCUGUGCUGGUAGCAGGCAUUGUCUUCUCACUGGCGGACCGGUCUAGCUCCUCCACCAUCCGGAUGGAUUCCUUGGCCUUCCUGCAGGGGCUUCUGGGCACAGAGCCUGCUGAGGCCUUCCACCCACACCUGUCCGCCCUCCUGCCACCUGUAAUGGCCUGUGUGUCUGACCCUUUCUACAAAAUUGCAGCUGAGGCCCUGCUGGUGCUACAGGAGCUGGUGCGGGCCCUGUGGCCUCUGGGUAGGCCUCGGAUGCUGGACCCCAAGCCAUACGUUGGAGAGAUGUCUGCAGCCACCCUGGCACGGCUCCGUGCCACCGACCUGGACCAGGAGGUGAAGGAACGGGCCAUCUCCUGUAUGGGCCACCUUGUAGGCCACCUGGGUGACCGGUUGGGGGAUGACCUGGAGCCAUCGCUAUUGCUCCUCCUGGACCGUCUGCGGAAUGAAAUCACCCGGCUGCCUGCCGUUAAGGCACUGACGCUUGUGGCUCUGUCCCCACUGCAGCUUGAUCUGCAGCCGAUCCUGGCUGAGUCAUUGCCCAUACUGGCCUCAUUCCUGCGUAAGAACCAACGGGCGCUGCGGCUGGCCACAUUGGCUGCCCUGGACGCCCUGGCUCAGAGCCAGGGACUCAACCUCCCUCCAUCUGCUGUGCGGGUUGUGUUGGCAGAGCUGCCUGCCCUGGUCAGCGAGAGUGACAUGCAUGUGGCCCAGCUAGCUGUGGACUUUCUCACCACGGUGACCCAGGCCCAGCCAGCCUCUUUGGCUGAGGUCAGUGGCCCCGUGCUCUCAGAGCUGCUGCAUUUGCUGCGUUCACCCCUGUUGCCAGCAAGUGUGCUGGUAGCUGCCCAAGGCUUCCUGCAGGCUCUGGUGGGGACCCGGCCCCCGUGUGUGGACUAUGCCAAACUCAUGGGCCUGCUCACUGCUCCUGUUUAUGAGCAGGCUGUGGACGGGGGGCCAGGCCUGCACAAGCAGGUGUUUCACUCUCUGGCUCGAUGUGUGGCAGCCCUCACAGCUGCCUGUCCCCAGGAGGCAGCAAGCACAGCAAAACGCCUGGUCUGCGAUGCCAGGUCACCCAACUCCAGCACGGGGGUCAAGGUCCUGGCAUUCUUGUCAUUGGCGGAAGUCGGCCAGGUGGCUGGGCCUGGCCCCCAGCGGGAGCUGAAGACAGUGCUUCUGGAAGCCUUGGGGUCACCCAGUGAGGAUGUGAGGACGGCAGCCUCCUAUGCACUAGGCCGUGUGGGUGCUGGGAACCUGCCCGACUUUCUGCCCUUCCUGCUGGGACAGAUUGAGGCUGAGCCCCGGCGACAGUACCUGCUGCUACACUCGCUCAGGGAGGCCCUGGGGGCAGCCCAGCCUGACAGCUUAAAGCCCUACGCCGAGGACAUCUGGGCCUUGCUGUUCCAGCGCUGCGAGGGUGCUGAGGAGGGCACCCGGGGAGUAGUGGCCGAAUGCCUCGGGAAGCUUGUCCUUGCAAACCCCCCAUUCCUUCUGCCCCGCUUCCGGAAGCAACUCGCUGCAGGUCAGCCACACACCCGGAGCACUGUCAUCACAGCGGUCAAGUUCCUGAUCUCGGACCAGCCCCAUCCCAUUGACCCCCUCCUGAAGAGCUUCAUUGGAGAGUUCAUGGAGAGCCUGCAGGACCCAGACCUGAACGUGCGCCGGGCCACUCUGACUUUCUUCAACUCAGCUGUGCACAACAAGCCCUCGUUGGUCCGGGACCGGCUGGGGGACAUCCUGCCCCUCCUCUACCAGGAGACAAAGAUCCGCCGGGACCUCAUCCGAGAGGUGGAGAUGGGGCCCUUUAAACACACAGUGGAUGAUGGGCUGGACGUGCGGAAGGCAGCCUUCGAGUGCAUGUACUCAUUGCUCGAGAGCUGUCUGGGCCAGCUGGACAUCUGUGAGUUCCUGAACCACGUGGAGGACGGCCUGAAGGACCACUAUGAUAUCCGGAUGCUGACCUUCAUCAUGCUUGCACGAUUGGCUACCCUGUGUCCUGCGCCUGUUCUGCAGAGGGUGGAUCGGCUCAUUGAGCCACUCAGGGCCACCUGCAUCGCCAAAGUCAAAGCUGGUUCCGUGAAGCAGGAGUUUGAGAAGCAAGAUGAACUGAAGCGCUCUGCCAUGAGGGCAGUGGCCGCCUUGCUGACCAUCCCAGAAGUGGGGAAAAGCCCCAUCAUGGCCGACUUCUCUUCCCAAAUAAGAUCCAACCCUGAACUUGCUGCCCUCUUUGAAAGCAUCCAGAAGGAUUCUGCUUCAGCCCCCAGCACAGACUCAAUGGAGCUCAGCUAGUCCUACCCUAGCCCCUAGAUGGGCCCUUACUCAAGAGAAGGGGACCCACUCAAGCCUAAGGCCUCAGCCUCACUUUCCCGCCACCCAAGGCCAUUGGCCUUUACUUACAAACUUUCAUUUCCCUGGAGGCCGUCCUGCUCCUGUCUGGGGUUUACAGUGCCUUCUCCAGGGAUCCCAGCUCAUUGGCCCCCAACCUGAAGCUGUAAGGCUGCCAACAGUCGGGCCCUUUAACUCAGGACAGUCAUUCAAACUAACAGGGCAGAAUUUUCCAAGCCUUUCACACUGGUCUGUCUGGUUUCUUCAAGCUGGGGAGGCCCUGCCUCACAAAGUACUUAGUAUUUAGACAUAUUCUGUGCCCACAGCGGUGAGAGGUUAGGAGGCAGCAGGCUGGCCUUUCUUCCCACUAGAGUCCCAGAUUUGUCACACCACUCAUUUUUUCAAUUCAUGAUCUGAAAUACCAAAAAUUUGUACUUUGGCUGAGCAUCUUAAAAUCUCAAAUACUUCUGAGUUAUUCACAUUUUAGAAUUAUAAAGACAGGAUUUCUAAUUGGUAGUAAUGCAUCAGAAAUACUCACUUGCAGGGGGGAUAGUGUGGGUAGAGAAUUAAAGCUAAUGUGGUUUUCUAAUUUCCAAACUCUUACAUAGUAAACUGAGAAACAGUAAAGCACGAAAGUACAAACCAUGUUUCGUGUUACACGACCUAGGCAUAACCAGCUGGUUUGUCCUGAGGAAAGUUUUGAACAUGUCUAGUAUCAAGGACACAAAAUCAAGCAAUAGGCCAAAGAAUCUUUUGUGCUAUCCCAGGUUAAUAAAGGAGAGAUCCUAAAUUACAACUGUUUUCUCUGCACAAUUCCUCUAGUUAGUAGUCACACCACUUAUCAGCAUAUGGCCCCGUCAAUUUAAAGGAAUAAUGAAAAUGACCAAUGAUUUACUUAAUGUCUCAUACUAGGUCUUGAAUAGGAGGCAGUCAACGUGUUACUUUAUCUACUGAAACUAAGAGCCUUAAAAUCCAGUCAUGGCUAGUGCACCAAGGAAAUUAUAACCAGUGUAUUAUUUCUGGCUCAGCUGACCAGGUGGUGAAACUCCCCCCCCCCCCCGCCCCUCUCAUACACUAAAGCAGUGAUCUUCAACCAGU
Pteronotus mesoamericanus is the source of this 4931-nucleotide messenger RNA. RefSeq names its product cullin associated and neddylation dissociated 2 (putative) (gene CAND2). Lineage: Eukaryota; Metazoa; Chordata; Mammalia; Chiroptera; Mormoopidae. Gene Ontology annotation, cellular component: nucleus. Bases 69 to 3797 code for a protein of 1242 amino acids. Gene Ontology annotation, biological process: SCF complex assembly; protein ubiquitination. The transcript is spliced from 15 exons. The record is from RefSeq and is a predicted model, not a curated record.